Soboliphyme baturini is the source of this 297-nucleotide messenger RNA. The record is from the annotation of a GenBank genome assembly. NCBI's taxonomy places the organism in Eukaryota, Metazoa, Nematoda, Enoplea, Dioctophymatida, Soboliphymatidae.
AUGUUGUGGUUGCGCCAGUUUUCGCGGUUCUGCAGUUCCACAUCGCCGUCUUCGAAAGAACUGUUGUUGAAGCUGCGAAAGAAGACCGGUUUUUCCUACAUCAAUUGUAAAAAAGCAUUGGACAGUUGUAACCGAGACUUGGAAAAAGCUGAAAAAUGGCUAGCGGAAAAGGCCAAGGAACUAGGUUGGCAGAAGGCGGCGAAACUGGCCGACAGGAAAACGACCCAGGGCUUAAUUGGCGUGUACGCUAAGGAUAACUUGGGAACUUUCGUCGAAGUGAGUCCUUGUUGUUGCUGA